Paramecium tetraurelia is the source of this 685-nucleotide messenger RNA. RefSeq lists its product as uncharacterized. The record is from RefSeq and is a predicted model, not a curated record. NCBI's taxonomy places the organism in Eukaryota, Ciliophora, Oligohymenophorea, Peniculida, Parameciidae. The transcript has 4 exons.
AUGGGAAUUUGUACUAAUAAGUAAUAUGCUUAAGCUAGUGAACCUCCGCAAAACCAUAGACAGAAUCGAUUAUAUUUAAACUAUCAACAAUUGGCAAAUAUCAAUCAUCCUCUGAAUGUGAAUCACAAAUACAACAACUACUUCCAAAUCAUACCAGAUACUACAGCAGGGAAGGGAAUCAAGAUGACCAAUCAAUAUACAAGUCGUCUAAGCAGAGAGGAGUGGCUGGAGAAGAGGAAAGAAUUCUGGGAAUCGAGGGUUGAGGGAGAGAAAGUCUAUUGGCAAUCAAUCCAAAAAGCAAUUGAAGAACAUGACGAAGUCAAUGCACAGGCUAUUCUCAAUGCAUGUGAUCUCAAACUGGUUAAUAAUUCCAUUUAGCUACUUUAUGACAACUCAAUGCAUAAAUAUGAUGUCCCUGUCUUUAUGAUCAAUGAACCUCAAUCAUUCCCGUCCACGAAGCUUUGCGAUGCUGGUUUGAUUCAAGAUUUUCAAGAAACAGAAUUAAAAAUCAAGGUGAGAUCCAACAAACUCCCCUAAGAUUUCGAGGUUCUUACUCACACCAAUCAAAAGCAUAGCUUGAACUGAAGACUAAGGUUUAAGAGUCUGCUUCUGGUUCUGAACAGUGUAGACUGUUUAUCAAGGGAAGAGAAAUGAGGAAUCAUCAUCUCAUUGGAAAUUAUUAACU